Messenger RNA from Equus quagga, 1092 nucleotides. Its product is annotated as translation initiation factor IF-2-like. The record is from RefSeq and is a predicted model, not a curated record. Lineage: Eukaryota; Metazoa; Chordata; Mammalia; Perissodactyla; Equidae. The transcript is spliced from 2 exons. Bases 1 to 1092 code for a protein of 363 amino acids.
AUGCCAAGUGAGAAGCAAGCACAAUAUCAGUGGUUCUCCAACUUUACUGUGCAGGAGAAACUCCUGGAGAACUUGAUGGAGAUCCUGAUUCCAGGGCCCUACCUCCAGGAGGCUGAUUCUGAGGCACACGAGACAGAAAAAGGGAUGAGCCGGGACUCGAGGCCGGGGGGAGAGGCGGGCGGCGCGAUGCCGCUCCCCGCGAGCUCCGGAUCCCCGAGAGGCUGGCGGGGAGGCGAGGCUUGGCCGGCCCGCCGCGCUCAGGCGGCCGAGGGCAGCCAGGUCAGCCCUGGAAGGACCGACCGCCCCCACGUCCCCCUCGGGAAGGAGGGACCCCGCUCGGCCGGCCAGGCUGCGGGCGCCCAUUCAACCCGAAGCCCGUCCCGCGACCGCCACCCCCUCGGCCGCCGAGGCGCCCCGGCCUCCCGGCUCCGACCAGCCGGCCGCCCCCGGGAGGAUGGGGAAGGACGAGGCGCAGGGGCGGCCGGUGCCGCGCCUCCCGGGCGCGCGGCAAAGGGUGAAGGGCGGCCCGAGAGAUGCGCGCCGGGCCGCGGGACCUGCGCCCCGGGCGGCCAUCGCGCCGACCCCUGCGCCGACCCCCGCCCCCGCCGCCUCCCGGGUCCAGGCCCGCGCCGUUCAGCCCGCUCCUCACCUCAUCUCCAGGCGGAUCCGCGCUGCCGCCCGGGGGACGAAUCAGUGCAGCUCACUCGCCGCGGGGAGGGACGCAGGAGCCGCAGCCCUGCACACCAUCCCCGCCCGCCUCUCCCUGCGUCCCGGAGCCCGCUCGGGAUUCUCCCUCGCGAGCCGCCGUACUACGGAGCAACCAAGCUGCGCUCCCUCCCGUCUCCUCCGCUCUUCUCUACCUCCUUCUCUCCCUCCCUCGCUCCCGCCUAUCUCCUCAUCUCCCUCGGCUGCCUCCCCCGCCCCCAUCCACGCCUCCAUCUCCGCCCACAGGUGGGUGGGGACAAACAGUCUGCCAAUCAGAAGGAGGGGCCCGCACCUCCUCUCCGCCCCUACCGCUGGCCCCGCCCACCACGGGACCCAAAGGAGGAGGAGUCUAUCAAAAUGGAAGAGGAAGGAGUGACAGCCGAAUAA